Drosophila ananassae is the source of this 1041-nucleotide messenger RNA. RefSeq lists its product as uncharacterized. The transcript has 3 exons. The coding region runs from base 183 to 752 and encodes 189 amino acids. Lineage: Eukaryota; Metazoa; Arthropoda; Insecta; Diptera; Drosophilidae. The record is from RefSeq and is a predicted model, not a curated record.
AGGUGACAUUGUCAGAAACGAAGUCGUAGUUAGUAGUUUUCAUUCGCCCACAGACACAUCAGAAGCUGAGAAAAAUUGUAAAAUAAUAAAACUAAAAAUCGGAAGUUUGAAAUCAGCGUAGAAACUUUCGUGUCAAUUUAGAGGUAGUGAGGUAGAUAGAAACCAUUAGCCGCCGCCACAUCAUGAACACCGCAGAAGAAGAAGUCUGCAGCAACAACUCGAUUGGCUCCAUCCAGAGCCGGGACAUGGUCGUAUCCCCGUCCCAGUUCGUGACCAGCUCGCCCGAGACUGGACGGAUACGCUCGACCAUGGAGUCUCCAAUGAAGGUUCGCGACUUGGUCAACGUUUAUAACUUAGCCACAGAGAAGAACCAGGAGCUGGAGCAGGCCAAAUCCAUAUACUUUGGCUCCCGCUCUGAAGCCGAGCAGCUCCAGAUCGAGGGCUGCCCUUUAUCGCCGGAUGACAAGGACAAGGGAGGUAGCUUCCGCACAAACUCCGCGGAGGGAGAGAGCUUUCUACGUUCGAACGGCAACGAAGAGAGUUCUGCCAACUGCUCCGUGGAGAAGUCCUAUCAGAGCAAGACUACUAUUCGCCGCACUGAUCAUGGUGUGCGCAUCAUUAUUGACAUUUUCUUCGACAAGAAGGAAAGCGAUAUCGACAUUGUGGGCAGCCGCGUCGAGACGGACAUCCCCGAGAGCCGCAUCCUGGCCGAUUUUCAGCAGCACUCGCUGGCCAUGCAGAAGCGGGAGUAGGAGCGUGGAAUCCACGACCACAACAACCAGCAACAAACGACCCAUAAUUAGAAUCAUCAGACAAGAGCUCCAGCUUCUUAGCUUAGCUUAGCCGCUCCAAUCCAUUUAGUUAGUUAGUUAGAUUGUUAGUUAACCAGGAGGCAGGAUUAGUUAGCCAGGAUAGCCAUAGCCAAUAGCCAGCAAAACAUCACAAAAUUUCAUGUUGCAACGUAGGAGCGGCGUUUAUGAUAUAUGUUUUAUUUAAUUUUUUGACAACAGCAUACCAAAUAUAUGACAAUAAUAAACCAUC